AUGGAUGAGCAAACAUGUUAUGAUUUAUUUUGGAGUCUAUUAACAAAUGCAAAAACAAAUAUAAGUGCCGAUGGUCCUUAUGAUGCGAUGGCCUUUAUUUCACUUCUUGAUGAAACAAAACAGUGUGACUCGUAUCUGAAUAUGUCAGCCGCUCGAGAAAAAUAUCGAGCACAUUUAAGCAAUAAUACAAAUCAUGAAGACCUUUAUGAAAAGAUUAUAAAUAUUAAACCGCUCUCCGAGUUAGAGAAGAUGCAAGCGGCAAAAGCUCAAUCGAUUUUAUAUCCUACUGUCGAAAGAUGUAUACUGCAAGGACUUAAGUUCUCUGAUAAGCUGUAUUACCAUACGGUAGAACGGAGUCAACGCACGCUCGUCUUCAUAGGUCUCACCGGUGCAGUUGUUUCAACUUCAAAAAUUGCCUUUCGAUUUAUUAGAGAUCAAAUUGACAAAACGUAUAAGGGAAAAUCUUGUUCGCCCUCUUCUCCGACUGUAUCAGCAAAAAAUAAUAAGAUAUCACCAACAUCAAACGAUAUUCCUCGAUAUGAUAGUCCUUCGUCCUGUGGAAACAUAGGUCAAUGUGGUUCAAAUACAGAUUUUGAAAGCUUUUUUAAAACAACAACUAAUAAAAAGCAACAGACAAAUAAUAGUGGCAAGAAAUGA
Molecule: messenger RNA, 657 nt
Organism: Adineta ricciae
Lineage: Eukaryota; Metazoa; Rotifera; Eurotatoria; Adinetida; Adinetidae
Source: the annotation of a GenBank genome assembly